CGUCACACUGACAGUACUACACAUUUAAUUUUGACAUUUGCUAUCCAACAAGACGAAAAUUCUAAUUUGUUUCUGACGAAAAGUAAAUAUAAAUAAAUUGGAAAAAAAAUUAAACCGUAAAUUUGAAAUGGAGGGAAUUCUCUGGAAGUGGACUAAUUACUGGAACGGAUGGCAAACCAGAUGGUUUGUUUUAGAAAAUGGUAUUAUUUCGUACUAUAAAUCUCAAGAGGAAGUCAGCCAAGGGUGCAAAGGGUCUGUGAAAGUCUCGGUUUGUCAAAUCAAUGUGAAUGCAAUAGACAACACGAGGCUAGAUAUAGUUAUACCAGGGCAGCAACACAUGUAUUUGAGAGCACCCUCACCACAGGACAGACAGAAGUGGCUGGUUGCACUAGGCAGUGCAAAGGCUUGUGUCGACUCAAAAGAUCUGAAAGCUGCAUCUUUAGAAGAUACAAACUCAUUAGGUCAUAAGAAAUCUGAGUUACGUUUAUAUUGCGAUCUCAUGAUGCAACAAGUGCAUGCUGUGAAAAGUGCAGCUUUUGCUGAAGGUGGUCCUGAGACAAAGAAAAUCGAAGAUGCUUCAAGUCUCCUCACUGCAACAUGUGAUACCUUUAUAAGAACUUUAGAGGAUAUAAUGAGACUAACAUCGAAUGCAGGACAAAAUUCUAUAACUUUUGAGAUGCCAAUACCAAAUAUUAAAAAUAACAGUUCCAAUAAAACUCCUAGGCAAAGUAUAAGUCGAACAUUGUCCCAAGAAAACAGAUGAAAUCUUCCUAUUUACUUAUAUAACUAUAAAUUCAUAUAAAAUAUUUUAUUAUCUAUGUAAUAUAUUCAUGUUUGUAACCCUGGUGAUAUGGCUUUUGCUUUGAUAUACCAAAAAAAGAAAAAUAUCAACCUAGUGAUAAUAUGGCAUCCAUAUUACACAGGUCUUGUUUAUGUAAAUGUGUUUAGUUUUGUUGAAAAUUGUAUUUAUAGUUUAUUUUGUUAUCAGACGCAACAUGUUUUAUUUAAAAUUAAAACUACAAGUAAUAUAAUGGAAUUGUAUUGUAACACUGCAAGAUAAAACAUAUCUAUGAUAUUAAAUUCCGUACUUAAUUGUUUAACAUUGUAUCUCAAUUAAAAUGGUGAAUUGAAUGUUUAGCCUAGUACUUGAAUCAGACCAUUGUAACGAAAUGUUGUUUAUUGUACUUAUACCUAGUGUAUCAAGCUUGCAUAAUAAUGUAUUCCUGUGAUAUAAAUGUAGCAGCUGUGUCACAUAAUUAUAUCAAAUGAGGCUAUCAUAAUAAAUAAUAAUGCUCUUAAAAGUUAAUUUUAUCAUGUCAAUGAAUUUCUAUAUUUACUUGUUUUAUGUAAAUGUAAAAAUUAAUAUUAUUAUGUAGUAUGUAUUGUAAAAAGCGACUCAUUGAAUUGUAUUGUUAUUUUAGGUAAAAAUAAUAUUGAUACCAGGUGAAAAUUAAAGAACUGAUUGAUUAUAAACAUUCCAACUGUCAAUGUUUUAAUUGUUUUAUAUACCUACGAAAAAUGUUGCACACAAAAUUUUACUUUUAGAAUUGUUUAGAAAACAAUAUUGAAAUGUCAUUACUGCAAAUGUAUUUAUGAUUAUAAACUGCAACUUUUUAAUAAACAAUAGUGAUGUAUAUUAAAAAUAAAAAAGUAGAUAAAAACUUAA
Molecule: messenger RNA, 1666 nt
Organism: Spodoptera frugiperda (fall armyworm)
Lineage: Eukaryota; Metazoa; Arthropoda; Insecta; Lepidoptera; Noctuidae
Product: pleckstrin homology domain-containing family A member 3
Exons: 5
Coding region: 128-763 (211 amino acids)
Biological process (GO): endosome organization; receptor recycling; retrograde transport, endosome to Golgi
Cellular component (GO): trans-Golgi network; early endosome; recycling endosome
Source: RefSeq, a predicted model, not a curated record